Messenger RNA from Triticum turgidum subsp. durum (durum wheat), 582 nucleotides. The record is from the annotation of a GenBank genome assembly. Lineage: Eukaryota; Viridiplantae; Streptophyta; Magnoliopsida; Poales; Poaceae.
AUGGCGGCUGGUGGCUGUGACGUCAAUGCGAGCUACGAUAUCAAGCAUCUGCUCAAGAGUGACGCCCUGUACAAGUACAUCCUGGAUACCACGGUGUUCCCCCGAGAGCCGGAGUGCAUGCGCGACCUACGCCUCCUCACCGACAAGCACCAAAGGGGCAUCAUGCAGUCAACUCCGGAAGAGGCCCAGCUGCUGCAGCUGCUGAUCAAGAUAGCGGGGGCCAGGAACACGAUCGAGGUCGGCGUGUUCACGGGCUACUCGCUCCUCGCCACCGCGCUGGCGCUGCCGAAGGACGCCAAGGUGGUGGCCAUAGACGUCAACCGGAAAGACUUCGAGCUCGGCCUGCCCUUCAUCCAGAAGGCCGGCGUGGCGCACAAGGUGGACUUCCGCGAGGGCAAGGCGCUCGACCGCCUCGAGGAGCUCCUCGCCGCCGCGGAAGCCGACGCUGCGGCGCAGUACGACUUCGCGUGCAUCUCCGACUUCCUCAAGGGCUUCAAGGCUGAGCUCGCUGCUGACCAGCGCAUCGAUGUCUGCCAGAUCGCCGUGGGAGACGGCCUCACCAUCUGUCGCCGCCUCGUCUGA